Messenger RNA from Lathyrus oleraceus (garden pea), 843 nucleotides. RefSeq lists its product as uncharacterized. The transcript has a single exon. The record is from RefSeq and is a predicted model, not a curated record. Bases 1 to 843 code for a protein of 280 amino acids. Lineage: Eukaryota; Viridiplantae; Streptophyta; Magnoliopsida; Fabales; Fabaceae. Gene Ontology annotation, molecular function: nucleic acid binding; RNA-DNA hybrid ribonuclease activity.
AUGGCGCAGAAUUAUGUGGAUUUAGCACCAUGGAGGCUAUACUUCGAUGGAUCAAGACAUAAGCAGGGAGCUGGGAUAGGAGGAGUCAUAAUUUCUCCAAAUGGAAUUCCAACAGACUUCAAAUACAAAAUCGAAGGGUUAUGCACGAAUAAUGAAGCAGAAUACGAGUCAUUGAUCACCGGACUUGAAAUACUGCUGGAAUUGGGGGCAAGGAAUGUCGAAAUUAUGGGAGAUUCGGAGUUAGUUAUCAAACAAGUAUCAAAAGAAUAUAGGUGUAUUAAAGAAAAUCUGGUCAUGUAUUUCGUGGUUACCGUAAGACUGCUCAAGAGAUUUGAGCAAGUCAAUCUCCAACACAUACCACGGCAGGAAAACCAAAGAGCAAAUGAUUUGGCACAGGAAGCUUCAGGGUAUAAAACAUCGAGAAACCAGGACGAAGAGAUCCAAGUGAGAAAGAAAAUACAGGCUACGACACUGUCACCAUCAAAUUUGGAAAUCAUGAAGCUGGGGGCAGUAGAUAAAAAUCAUUUUGAAAUUCUAACUAUCGACGACGAAGGAAGAAGUGAUUGGCGCAGACCGCUAGUUGACUACUUACGUAAUCCCGUGGGGUCGACAGAUCGAAAGAUAAAAUAUAGGGCCCUUAGCUAUGUCUUGGUAAAUGAUGAAUUAUUCAAGAAGACAGUCGAAGAAGUGUUGUUAAAAUGCCUGGGAGAAAGUGAAGCGUACGUGGCUGUGUCGAGCACACACAGCGGGGCAUGUGGGGCGCAUCAAGCAGGUUUGAAGAUGAAAUGGCUUUUUGAUGCGUUCAGGAGUUUAUUGGCCUUCAAUGUUGAAAGAUUGCAUUGA